AAUAAUUCUUAGUCCUAAACCGUCCAUGAACUAUCAGAAGCCGAACGAUCAUUUUGAAGAAGAGGACAUUAAAAGAAAUUUUUUUGAUGUUCUUGAGCAGUUCCUUUGUGAUGGAGAUCCUUCAGUUGUUUUCAAACAGCUGGCAGCUCUAGACGAUCCACCAGCACAGUGUGGAAAGGUGUUUAAGAUGGGUGAGCCCUCUUACAGUUGCCGGGACUGUGCCCUAGAUUCUACAUGUGUUCUCUGCGUAGAGUGCUUUAAGAAUUCUGAGCAUGGUACUCAUCGAUACAAGAUGAGCACUAGCUCCGGGGGAGGGUAUUGUGACUGUGGAGAUGUAGAAGCUUGGAAGCAGUAUCCCAGCUGUUCUACGCAUGCGCUUGGGAACCAGUUUGACGGAGGAAAUGCUUUGGAUAAAUUGCCCUUGGAGAUAGUUCUACGUGCUCGUCAGGUCUUCACAUGCGUUCUCAAAUACGCUUACGAGCUUCUCACCCUCGACACUAUGAUGAAGCUGCCCGGAGAUCUUCAGUACAAGGAAAGAGAUAAUAUUGAUCCUAUGGAUGAUCUUCUAGAAGUUGAAGAUCUUUAUGCUACAGUUCUCUAUAAUGACGAGGUUCAUACUUUCGAGGAAGUGAUUACAACGCUGCAAAGAGCUGUGGAAUGUGAUAGAAAUCAGGCUGUGAGUUUUAUAUUCGCCCUGCGUUUAAUCUCCUGGUUGGAUGAAGUGCUGCAGUACAGUGAGGGAUUUCGUGCUCUUUUCUCAAAAAUUUUAGUUGAACAAGAAGUUGGAUUAAAUAACAGAAAACAACCUUCUCUGCUUGAAGGUAAAAAACAUUUUAGUUUUUUAUUAUUACUUCGUAAGAAAUACCUCGAUUUCUGCAAGUUUGCGGUUCAAAAUGUUAAAUAUUUGGAUAUUACUUUUUAUACUUUAUUUAAUACAGGAAUGCUGCUGGAACACGUGAGCAAAAAGGAGUUUUCUGUUGUAUUUACAAACAAUUACGGAGCUAUUUUCAAAGAUUUUAUUCUGGACGAUCAUGAACACUCGUUCAGUGUGACGAGUUUAUCUGUUCAGUUGUUCACAGUUCCUUCCCUAGCUCAUUAUCUUAUAUCUAGUCAGUUGACGGAUGGAUCGAAUGUGAGGUACCUACUAAGUGUUCCCCCGGACAGGUUCGAAGACAACACUAGGCUAGGGUUCCUGCACGGGUACUCCAUGCUCCUCGAUAUCCUCUCCUGGAUGCACGGCAUGGACGGGCAUAUCAGACAAGUAAACCAGCAUAUUGAGUUUGAAGCAGACUGGGAGAAUGGUUUUAAUCUUCAUAUGAAGCUAGCUCCAGUUAUCUCUCUAACUAUAAGAUGGUGUUCAUUGGACCGAACUAUAUUUAUCAAAGCGCUUAGGAUGCUUUUAAAGCGGAUUCAGGCGGAGGUUGAGGUUGAGGGGAUGGAGAGGAUUGAGUGUAUUGUGGACAAGAGGUUCAAGGCUGAGGUGAUCAACUACUCAGUAGCCCAGCAGGAGGUCUCCAUGCAUAUCCCACUUACAAGAAUAUUAGCAGGUCUGCUUGUGCAUAUGGAGAAGUUCGACCUCACCUGGGAUAGUCUGGAGGUCAAGGACUGCGUUAGACCUCUACUAGAGCAGAUUCUUGAAUAUCCCCUGAGAACCAGUGUUCUGGAGUCUCAAGUAUAUGCUGGGAUGUGGAGAAGGAAUGGAUAUUCACUUCAGCAUCAGAUUUAUUAUUAUCAUAGUCCCAGGUGUAGGGUUGAGAUGUAUGACCGUGAUGUUGAACUGCUUCAGUUCUGUGCCGCUAAUCUUGAACCUGAACAGUUUCUUGUUCAUCUUCUCAACAAGUUUGGUUUGGUUACCUGGGCUUCACAGGGUUGCGAGAUAGGGGAAGAGGAAUCAUUAAGACAUUUAACACUUUUAGUUGAUGAAUUCUUUGCUCUUCUAAUCACACUUUUAGGAGAACGGUAUAUAGUGGGUGUAGGGGAGGUGACUAAAGAGGAGAUAACAAGGAAGGAUAUUAUUCAACUUCUCUGCGUCAAACCUAUGUCUCACUCCGCAUUAAACAACGCCCUGCAAGAGGAUGUGAACCAUGAGACUGGUCUUGAGAAGGUGAUUGAUCAGGUCGCUACCUUCAAGAAGCCGGCCCAGGGGCUCGGUAAGGGAGUCUACGAGCUCAAGGAGGAGUUGUACUCCGAGUACGAUGUGUUCUUCUUCCACUACACCAGGGAGGAUCAGAGCAAAUCCGAGGAGGUGCAGAGAGCCAGGCUCAAGGCAGCUAACAGCCCACAGGUUGUACCCCCGCCAAAGCUACCUGGAUUGAAGAAAAACUUCAGAGGUCUUCUUGAUCUUCUUGAAUCAGAUUUCUUGAUCUACCUUCUUAACCUUGUUCUGGUCAGGGCAGACGACCUCAAGUCAAAGUGCUUCUCCGAAGAUCAGGUGCAUCGAGUCCUGUAUCUGGUUGGAAUAGGUCUAUUAGAGGAAAAUAGGAUCAAGGAUCAAGGUCUAGAAGGAUCCUUCAAGUUCUCAGCUAAGGCUCGUGAGGUCGGGAUGGUUUCAGCUCUGGAGGCACUGGUUGGGAGCCACAGGAUAGCCUCACACAAGGAGCUCCUGGCCUGGGUUCUAGUCAAGUUGAAGCAAGCUCUAGGCCUAACAACUGAAACUGUAUCCCAAGAUAUUCCUGAACAUGUUGAUAAUGAAAACAAGAAUGCUAGAAAACUAUAUAUAAUCUNAUUAGAAAUGCUAAACUGUUUGAUAAUGUUUAAGGAGAAUGCUAAAUUGUUUGAUGAGACGCCGAGUGGAUUACGGGAUCAUAAGAUGUCCAUGUGUGAAUGGGAUGUUGAGGUAGAGAAUGGAUUUCCAGUUUGCCUGGGACCAAAUAGAUCACAAGCCAGUCCAAUGGACAGUACAUAUACCUGUAUACUAUGUCAGGAGGAUGAAGAGCUUAGCAAUGAUAUUGACAGUAAAACUUUAGUGGCUGUGUCCUUUAUUCAGAAGUCCACUGUGCUUUCAAGGUUAAAACCUGGAGAGGUUGAAAAUAAAUCUGAGUUUCCGUAUUUGCGCAGCAGUCUUCACAAUGCCCCGCACACUUCUAGCUGUGGUCACGUGAUGCAUGCCGCGUGCUGGAAGAAGUAUUACGAUGAUAUUGUGGAAACAGAACGAAGACGACACAGUCGGGUGAGGCAUCCUGUUUCCUUUGAUAUUGAGAAAAGUGAGUUCCUCUGUCCGCUUUGUAGAAGUCUUUCAAACAGCGUCAUCACAAUUAUUCCACAGUACCAUCUACUCCAGCAGCCAAGGCCUGACACUGGUGAACUAGAAAGUGAAGAUGUUACUGGAGCAACAGCUGUCGUGGAACACUGUGAAACUAUGGAGACCUAUGAGGACUUGAGUCCAGAACCAAUGAUGACCCAAACUGUUGAGUUCAGUAGUUCAGAACCACCAGGAGAUCUUCAGCCCAGCAGUUCAGCUAUUGUUCAAACCAUAUCUCUAGAGGCCGAACCAAAUUCUCAGGUUCCGGCCACCAGCUCCAGUCCUACCCUAGAGCCGAGUAUGGAGGUUGAACCUCCAGAGUCCCCGAUGUUAGAAGUAGUUGACUAUGUUGACGGUAUGGAGGAGGAGGAGGAGGCUACUCAACUUAUUGUUGAUGAUGCAGUUGCUGGAGAUGUAGAAGAGUCUCCUGGAGUAGUUGGAACUACUAGUCUGAUCAUUAAAAGCCUCAUUAUAUCUACUUUCAUGUCAGCAGAUGAAUCUCCCAAGGAAACCUUUAAAAGUAAUUUGGCCGGAAAAAGCGGCUGCGCGGGAAGUUCUAUUUCCGGUGACUUUAGUUCGAAUUUGGACGUAAACCUGAGUUAUUCUGAUUGGUUAGAAGCGCUCUUUAUUGCCCUGAAAUACAGGCGAGGAUUGAGCCCGGACAAGGUUCGCAAUGGAGGAGAAAGUGAACCACAGGACGAGGAGGAGAUCCCGGUCAGUCGGACCAGUACACUCAUCAGAUACGAUACCUGUCCACUAGACCAGGUUGUCGCUGAACUAGAAGCGUCCCACCAUGACGGCAGAUCAUUUGCCCGUCUCUUCACUGUGGCGGAGGGCGGAGAACUUGUUUUCCCAACUUCAGUUUAUGAAAUUAUGAAUUCCUUCUGUCAGACAACAUUUAGAAUAAGCCUGGGUGAGCUGCCUCAUAUCCUGGAUGAGAUGAUUCCUCUUAUGGUCUGGCAGUCUUGUGCAUUCUCAAUCACAAGCAUUGUAGUUUCAGCUAUGGACAUAGAGAAACCAGUUCUAGGAUCCCUGUCCUCUCGUCAAAAUGAUUGUUUGUCAACAUUAAUCCGGUUUUGUGGCGUAGUUGGAUCUAACUUCGGAAACCCUAAGGUUAUUAGAUCGCACAGUUUAAAGCUUUUAUCUACUGUACUGGAGGUAGAUACAAGCAACCCAUCCCUCCUAGAGCUAGAUAUGUUCAGUUUACUGGUUGCUCUUACAUACUCUCUUCCAAGUCUUUUCAAUGGAGAAGGAGCUGCCCCCCUACCCUCCUGUAAUAUCCAAGACCUCCAUCUACUCCGUCUCCUGCUAACUGCUCAUAUAACCCAACUACUCUUUAACCUUGAAGAACUAGAAAACACUGAGGUUGAAAAAGACGGAUUUAUUGUUGAGAAAGAUUGUCAGUGUAUCCUUGACUUACUUCACAUAGUUCAGGAACCCAAGUCUAUUGAGAGAUCAACAAUUCGGGAUCCUAAUCCCGUAAUAAUCUGGCAGAAGAUAAUGGUGUGCAGCCUAGGGUUUCUCCGAAGUGCAGCACUGUUCUAUCAAUAUUUAUCUGGAGUUCUUGCUCCACCUGAACUCAACAAUAUACUUCCACCAAACCAGGAGUUUAUACUUUUAUGCAGAUAUCUUUCUCUUCCCAGUACACCCAGUUUGCAGGUUCCACAAUUGGUCUCACUUCCCAGGGAUUACAGUGAACUCAUGAAUAGUGUUUCAUGCUUCUCAUGUCCUAGAGCUUCCGGAGACGAAUCUCGAGCACCCUCGAUGUGCUUACUGUGCGGGGAGGUCGUCUGCUCACAGUCAUACUGCUGUCAAGGAGAGCUAGAUGGUAUAACUGUGGGAGCCUGCACAGCUCACGCUGACCGUUGCGGCGCCGGAUCAGGAUUUUUCCUAAGGGUACGUGAGUGUAAGAUAAUAAUGUUGAGUGGAAGAACUCGUGGAUGCUUCGUGUCUCCUCCCUACCUGGACCAGUACGGCGAAACAGAUCAGGGACUUAAACGCGGUGCACCUCUCACACUCUGUACUCAGAGGUAUGAAAAGUUAAGGCGGGUCUGGUUAAACCACAGUAUUCCUGAGGAGGUCUCUCAUACCAUAGAAGUAGCUUCAGGAUACAAUACAACUGAUUGGAUUCAUCUGUAGAUAUGUAUACAGAACAGAUGAAAUAGCUGUGUUGUACUCAACAGCUGUGUACGUGUUGUACUGUACAGAACAGCUGUACUGUGUACAUAACAAUACCAUUUAUUUGUACACGUGUACAGCAAAUAAAUUUAGAUUCUGAAUUGUUUUCAAAAUUUAAAAUUAAUAAUUUUUUUGAUCCAUACUUUGCUGGUUCUAGGUUUAUUUGUAAUCUCCUAGUAAAUUUGUAUAUAAAAGUAACAUUAGAUUUAUAUGUUUAUUUUGAAAUAUAUAUUAUGAGAAUA
Messenger RNA from Eurytemora carolleeae, 5661 nucleotides. Its product is annotated as E3 ubiquitin-protein ligase UBR2. The record is from RefSeq and is a predicted model, not a curated record. Gene Ontology annotation, cellular component: cytoplasm; ubiquitin ligase complex. Gene Ontology annotation, molecular function: ubiquitin protein ligase activity; zinc ion binding. Gene Ontology annotation, biological process: ubiquitin-dependent protein catabolic process via the N-end rule pathway; protein ubiquitination. The transcript has 53 exons. Lineage: Eukaryota; Metazoa; Arthropoda; Copepoda; Calanoida; Temoridae. Bases 26 to 5380 code for a protein of 1784 amino acids.